Messenger RNA from Eutrema salsugineum, 2692 nucleotides. RefSeq names its product G-type lectin S-receptor-like serine/threonine-protein kinase At1g11410. The coding region runs from base 1 to 2529 and encodes 842 amino acids. The transcript has 7 exons. NCBI's taxonomy places the organism in Eukaryota, Viridiplantae, Streptophyta, Magnoliopsida, Brassicales, Brassicaceae. The record is from RefSeq and is a predicted model, not a curated record. Gene Ontology annotation, biological process: recognition of pollen; protein phosphorylation. Gene Ontology annotation, molecular function: ATP binding; protein serine/threonine kinase activity.
AUGAAGAUCUUCUCCAUCUUUUUCUUUGUCUUAUUCUCCCUCCUGAUCCAAUCUUGUUUCUCUGACAACAUGAUUAUGAGAAGACAGUCCUUGAGAGAUGGUGAUGUUUUAUUCUCUGAAGGAAAGAGAUUCGCUUUUGGAUUCUUCAGCUUGAGGAACUCAAACCUCCGGUAUGUUGGGAUUUGGUAUGCUCAAGUCUCUGAGCAGACUAUCGUAUGGGUUGCAAACAGAGACCAUCCUAUUAAUGACACAUCUGGUCAUGUUAAGUUCAGCAGCAGAGGGAAUCUCUGUGUCUACGCAUCUGUCAAUGGAACAGAACCUGUCUGGUCUACCGAUGUCUUGGAUACGAUCGCAGAACCGGCUUUAGUUGCGAAGCUCUCUGAUUUAGGCAACCUUGUUCUGCUUGAUCCUGUCACAGGGAAAAGUUUUUGGGAGAGCUUUAAUCAUCCUACAAACACUUUGCUUCCAUUCAUGAAGUUUGGAUUCACUCGUCAAGACGGCUUGGAUCGGUUUAUGACGUCGUGGAGAUCUCCUAGUGACCCAGGUUUUGGAAACGUUACAUACCGGAUAGACCGUAGAGGGUUUCCGCAGAUGAUGAUGUUCAAGGGACCGACUCUGUGGUGGCGUACAGGGUCUUGGACAGGACAGAGAUGGAGCGGUGUCCCUGAAAUGACAAACAAGUUUAUCUUCAACAUCUCGUUUGUGAACACUCCGGAUGAAGUAUCAAUCACUUAUGGUGUGUUGAAUCCAUUAGUCAUAACAAGAAUGGUGUUAAACGAGACGGGAAUCUUGCAACGGUUCACAUGGAACGGGAGGGAUAAGAAAUGGAUCGGGUUCUGGUCAGCUCCUGAAGAGAAGUGUGACAGCUACAACCACUGUGGCCUUAACGGUUACUGCGAUUCCACAAGUCCAGACAAGUUUGAGUGCUCUUGCCUACCGGGGUACGAGCCCAAGAAGCCCCAGGAAUGGUCCUUCAGGGAUGCUUCGGGUGGGUGCAUGAGGAGAGAUACAGCUUCGAUAUGUAACGGGAGAGAAGGGUUUGCGAGGUUGAAGCGUGUGAAGGUUCCCAAUACAUCAGCUGUAAGUGUGGAUAUGAACAUAACAUUGAAGGAAUGCGGAAAGAGGUGCUUGAGGAACUGUUCUUGUGUCGCUUAUGCGAGCGCUUACCACGAGAGCGAAGACGGAGCAAUAGGUUGCUUGACAUGGCAUGGCGAUAUGUUGGAUACAAGGACAUACUUGAGCGCAGGACAAGAUUUUUACCUGCGCGUAGAUAAGGCAGAGUUAGCGCGGUGGAAUGGAAACGGCUCAUCAGGGAAGAGGAGACUUGCUUUGAUUCUCAUCAGUUUGAUUGUAGUCGUGAUGUUACUAAUGACCAUUUUGUUCUGUUUCAUGAGGAAACGACGACAGUCCAACAGGCAUAGAAAACCUCCAUCAAUCUUCGCCCCGAGCUCUUUUGAUCUUGAAGACUCAUUCAUAUUAGAAGAUCUAGAGGACAAGUCAAGAAACCGGGACUUGCCUAUCUUUGAGCUUAGCACAAUCGCUGCAGCGACUGAUAACUUCUCUUUUCAGAACAAGCUUGGAACAGGAGGAUUCGGACCCGUUUAUAAGGGCGUGUUGCAAAACGGUAUGGAGAUAGCAGUAAAGAGGUUGUCAAGAAACUCGGGCCAAGGAAUGGAAGAGUUCAAGAACGAGGUCAAGUUGAUAUCAAAGUUGCAGCAUCGAAAUCUCGUGAGGAUCUUAGGGUGUUGCGUUGAACUGGAAGAGAAGAUGUUGAUAUACGAGUAUUUACCAAACAAGAGCCUAGACUACUUCAUAUUCCGUGAGGAGCAUAGAGCAGAAUUGGAUUGGCCAAAACGGAUGGGAAUAAUCCGUGGGAUUGCUCGUGGAAUCUUGUAUCUUCAUCAAGAUUCAAGACUGAGAAUCAUCCACAGAGACCUCAAGGCCAGCAAUGUACUUCUUGACAACGAAAUGAUCCCCAAGAUUGCGGAUUUUGGCAUGGCGAGGAUAUUUGGGGGAAACCAAGUCGAAGGAAGCACAAAUCGAGUCGUCGGAACAUAUGGAUAUAUGUCACCGGAGUAUGCAAUGGAUGGCCAAUUCUCCAUAAAAUCAGACGUCUACAGCUUCGGAAUAUUGAUCUUAGAGAUCAUAACCGGAAAGAAGAACAGUACUAUAUGCGAGGAAUCUUCGAAUUUAGUCGGACAUAUUUGGGAUCUAUGGGAGAAAGGUGAGGCAACAAAGAUCAUAGACACGUUAAUGGACGUGGAGACUUAUGACGAGAGCGAAGUGAUGAAGUGCAUACACAUUGGGUUGCUUUGCGUGCAAGAAAGCGCUUCGGACAGACCAGACAUGUCCUCUGUUGUGUUCAUGUUGGGACAUAACGCCAUUGAUCUUCCAUCUCCGAAGCAUCCUGCGUUUACGGUGGGAAGGAAGAGAAACUUCAAAAAUGGCGGGAGCUCAGGUAAUUGGCCCAGCGGAGAAACCGGUAGCUCUGUUAAUGACGUUACUCUCACCGACGUUCAAGGUCGUUAAAAGAACCUUCUUGAUGAAUAACAAUAGUAGUCUAUAGGUAUCAUAAAUUUAUUGUAGCCAUACUUGUUUAUUUACUUUAUAGAACGUUAUUAUUUUUAUAAAUGUAUGCAAAAUUAUUUUUGUAAAGUUUUACAAUAUACCAAGUAGAAAAAUAAUAUACAAC